Molecule: messenger RNA, 669 nt
Organism: Trypanosoma rangeli
Lineage: Eukaryota; Euglenozoa; Kinetoplastea; Trypanosomatida; Trypanosomatidae
Exons: 1
Coding region: 1-669 (222 amino acids)
Source: RefSeq, a predicted model, not a curated record
AUGACGCAGCUUCAGUUGAGCGAGGAAGUGGAGCGGCGAACAUAUACAGUCCACGACCUCGUGGAGCUAAUGGAAAUGCAGGGUACUUGCAUGCGUACGAUCAAUGCCGAGCUUCGCCGUCUUCUUCAAGUAACCGGUGAGGAGCGCGACAUGGCUCUUCACAACUUUAGGGAAGAACACGCAGCGAGGGUCAGUGACGAGCAUACGCAACAAAAGAUCAAAACUCUUCAUAUUGAAAACGAUGACCUUAGACAGCGACUUGAAGAGACGCAGAGGGCAAAGAGGGGGUUGGAAGAAGCCUGUAAAAGACUUCAGGGAGAAAAGGAGGAACAUGAGACCAAUUUUGCGAAACUCAAGCAGGAAUUGGAGCUGGAUCUUAUGCGCACACAGGCGCAACUUCAACGCGUCAACAAGGAUCUUGCCGAGGCACAAAACACAAUGACAGAGUCUGACACACUACUGCAGCAGGUUCGGCUCUUUGUUCAGAUGAUAUGUCAGCCGGAUUUUUAUGUUGUGAAGGACAGGUCACUUGAACCGGUAGAUAAAAACAGACCUGGGCCGACAGGAUUUGUUCUUGUACCCUUGACAGUCUUACUUCAAGGGUACACACUGCUUUCGCCAAGUUGUCGUCAGAAUGUUGUUGACUCCUAUCGGGCCCAAUUUUCGUAA